This is a messenger RNA of Pygoscelis adeliae (Adelie penguin), 266 nucleotides long. RefSeq names its product polymerase (RNA) II (DNA directed) polypeptide F (gene POLR2F). The transcript has 3 exons. Lineage: Eukaryota; Metazoa; Chordata; Aves; Sphenisciformes; Spheniscidae. Gene Ontology annotation, biological process: DNA-templated transcription. The annotation marks the transcript as partial. Gene Ontology annotation, molecular function: DNA-directed RNA polymerase activity; DNA binding. The record is from RefSeq and is a predicted model, not a curated record. Gene Ontology annotation, cellular component: RNA polymerase I complex; RNA polymerase III complex; RNA polymerase II, core complex.
ACUCGUGCCCUCCAGAUAGCGAUGUGUGCCCCUGUGAUGGUGGAGUUGGAAGGAGAGACAGACCCCUUGCUGAUUGCCAUGAAAGAACUCAAAGCACGCAAGAUCCCCAUAAUCAUCCGUCGUUACCUACCAGAUGGGAGCUAUGAAGACUGGGGCGUGGAUGAGUUAAUUAUCACAGACUGAUGAGCCUCCAGCCACUGUUUUGGUUCUUUCCUUCUCCAGAGAUGUUUCUAUUUUUGUUUAUAUUUGUGUAAAUAAAUUAUAAA